This is a messenger RNA of Brassica rapa (field mustard), 2387 nucleotides long. RefSeq names its product MLO-like protein 7. Gene Ontology annotation, cellular component: membrane. The record is from RefSeq and is a predicted model, not a curated record. Gene Ontology annotation, biological process: defense response. NCBI's taxonomy places the organism in Eukaryota, Viridiplantae, Streptophyta, Magnoliopsida, Brassicales, Brassicaceae.
GUGUACUGUGGUUAUUAACCUCUCAAUAAAUACAACUUCAGUUGUACAAAAAAGUACUAACAUAAGUUUUUUAAACUCUACAUUAGUUUUUUUCUUUUUGAAACUUAAACUCUACGUUAGUUGUGUCUUCCUUCUUUCUACCUCUCCUUUUCACUCAUGAUCACAACAAGCAAGAGUCAGAGAUAUUUGUUACGGUUUCUUGUGCUCCACGGUGGAGCUACGGCCGCGGCAGCUCCCUCCAGCGAGAAAACGCUCUCUCAGACACCCACUUGGGCCGUUGCGGUCGUCUGCACAUUUCUCAUCAUCAUUUCCCAUCUCCUUGAGAAGGGUCUUCAUAGACUCGGCAAUUGGUUAUGGAAAAAGCAGAAAAACUCUCUGCUUGAAGCCUUAGAGAAAAUCAAAGCUGAGCUGAUGAUUCUUGGAUUCAUUUCUUUAUUACUCACCUUUGGAGAAACAUACAUUCUCAAGAUUUGUGUUCCUUCGAAAGCUGCUCUCUCUAUGUUACCAUGUCCAUCUGAAAAGACGAACACUCUGGCUCCGUCUCUUAGCAAACAUCUUUUGGCUGCUGGUGAUUUAUCUGUGAACUGCAAAAAUGGAUCUGAGCCACUAAUAACUUUGAAAGGGUUGCACCAACUUCACAUCUUGUUGUUCUUCUUGGCCAUUUUUCAUGUUCUUUAUAGUUUAAUAACCAUGAUGCUUAGUAGGCUUCAGAUUCGUGGAUGGAAAAAGUGGGAGCAAGAGACAUUAUCUCAUGAUUAUGAGCUUUGUAUUGAUCAAACAAGACUUAGGCUCACUCAUGAGACUUCUUUUGUGAAAUUGCAUACAAGUUUCUGGACAGCAAUUCCUUUCUUCUUUUACGUCGGGUGCUUCUUCAGGCAGUUCUUUGUAUCUGUGGGAAGAACAGAUUACUUGACCCUGCGCCACGGAUUCAUCUCUGCUCAUUUAGCUCCGGGAAUGAAGUUCAACUUCCAGAGAUAUAUCAAAAGAUCUCUUGAGGAUGAUUUCAAGUUAGUAGUUGGAAUAAGUCCAGUUCUUUGGGCAUCAUUUGUGAUAUUCUUGCUGUUUAAUGUUAAUGGAUGGAGAACAUUGUUUUGGGCAUCAAUACCUCCUGUGCUAAUAAUUUUAGCUGUUGGAACAAAGCUUCAAGCGAUUUUGGCAACAAUGGCGCUAGAAAUAGUAGAGACACAUGUAGUAGUACAAGGGAUGCCUCUAGUGCAAGGUGCAGAUCGAUACUUUUGGUUGGAUUGCCCUCAACUGCUUCUUCAUCUUAUUCACUUUUCCUUGUUUCAGAAUGCUUUCCAGAUAACACACUUCUUCUGGAUAUGGUAUUCUUUUGGAUUAAAAUCAUGCUUCCAUAAAGAUUUCAACCUUGUAGUCAUAAAACUCUUUUUAUGCCUCGGGGCUUUGAUCUUAUGCAGCUACAUAACUCUCCCUUUGUACGCCCUGGUGACUCAGAUGGGUUCACACAUGAAGAAAGCAGCGUUUGAUGAACAAAUGGCAAAGGCAUUGAAGAAGUGGCACAAAAAUAUCAAAAUGAAGAAAGGAAAAGCAAAGAAGCUCCUGAGCAAAACACUUGGUGGUUCGGGGAGUUUCAGCAUCUCCCCCUCUUCCUCUGGAACCACUCUACAUCGUUCCAAAACCACUGGUCACUCUUCUAACGCCAUAUACUACAAACAAGAAGAAGAACACGACGAGAUGUCUGAUCUUGAAGCUGGUGCAGAGGAUGCCACUGAAAGGUUUCAAGAGCAGCAUAAGCCAUUCCAUCAUUCUUAGCUGUUUUUAGUGUACUCUUAUUACUUAAAGGUUGAGAUGUUGUGAGAAAACAAUGUUUCUACUGAUUAGCCAACAAUAGACUUAUUUAUUUUAACUUAACUACAGACGACAGAUUAUAUUUAACCUUAGCACUAUAUAGUGUGACCACUGGUAUGAGUGGUGAAUUCACUCUAUCUCUGGCUCGUAAUAGUAGCUCCCAGGCCGAUACAUCAAGAAGUCUUUUAGGAAAUUUACCCUUAGUUAGGUAUUGUUUCUUUAUUAAUGAUCUGGUUAGUUUACAUUACUUCAUAGCUUAUACACUUGACUACUAGGAAAUAAGGCUUCUCCUUCCUUUCCCAAAGCUUUUAACUUUUAUAUGAUCUCUAAAACACUCCUUAACAUUGCUAGUUUUCACUAACUAGUUAUUAAAUUGAUAAUUCGUUUCAAGAAAGGAAACAAAUGAUACUUUUGCACAUAUUUUCUUGGAACCGUAGUAAAUAAAUACAUUAUGAAAUAUAAAACGCAUUUGUUUAUCAGGUUAUGGAAAGAACAAAGAGAAAAAUACAGAGUAAACAAAACAUGAAUUUGCUUACAGAAAAAAAAAAUUAAAAAACAAUAAGAAUAUCCAUAAGAAU